This is a messenger RNA of Galleria mellonella (greater wax moth), 7056 nucleotides long. RefSeq names its product DNA fragmentation factor subunit beta (gene Drep4). Gene Ontology annotation, biological process: apoptotic process; apoptotic DNA fragmentation. NCBI's taxonomy places the organism in Eukaryota, Metazoa, Arthropoda, Insecta, Lepidoptera, Pyralidae. Bases 566 to 1639 code for a protein of 357 amino acids. The transcript has 4 exons. Gene Ontology annotation, molecular function: DNA endonuclease activity. Gene Ontology annotation, cellular component: nucleus; cytoplasm. The record is from RefSeq and is a predicted model, not a curated record.
GUUUCUCUAGUUAUUAAAAAAAAUAUUUCUUCUUCUUUUCUAUUGUCUUCUCUUAUCUAAAUUAUUUAUUAUUGUUUUGAUGUAGUUUUGUUGAAUUACUUUUAUAUGAAUAAGAAAUCAAGAAUAAAUUUAUUCAGUAGAUAAUAGGUCAAAACAAGAAAAGAGCUUAUCUUUAUUAUUUCUAAAAUUUCUAACAAGGAAAGCAGGAAAAAGAAAAGAGAAAGAACAAAACUGGAUGUAGGCUUAAAGUGGGUGGUUGACAGAUUAAUGCGUUAGGCGACUCAGGCGGGGGUGAAAGUAGAUUCCUGGGUGGUAAGUGUAAACAGUAAAUGAAGUCCCGAAUGGGGUGGGUAUAAGGACGCCGGCUUCAGGGGGAGGGGGGACUUAGGGUGGAUGUUUUACAUGGGCUAUUGGUAUUAUAUAUCUGUGCGUACAGCCUGUCGUCUAGUCUCGUACGGAGUAGAGUAACGAACGGCGGGAUAUAAGUGGAAAGCUUGCCGGUUUGUGACGCGUGUUUUUCUUUGUUUUACAUAUAAUUUCUGUUCCAAUAAUUUAAUUUUUCAACAUGAAGAAGGGAUACAAAGUCACAGACGUUAAAAGAGAGAAAAAAAUUGGCAUCGCCGCCGAAAAUUUGGAAGAGUUGAUAGAAAAAUCGCGCAAAAAGUUAGGUUUCAAUGUCAGUUGCGCAGAGUGUCGUCUUUUUGUGGCGGAGGAUGGCACGCGUGUGGAUGACGACGACUACCUCGGCUCGUUACCGCCGCAAACACUUUUUAUAUUGUUAAAGGAUACUGAAAAAAUGGUAACUGAUUUUGACUACUUCUAUAAUAUGAUUCGAUCAGUAAGAAAGGAGUAUAUUGAUACUGGGACUGCAGCUAAGCAAUUCCUCAGUACAAAUAUCAAGGAGAAAUUUAAGGCAUUCCAGAAAUAUAUAGCAGCGUCUGAUGAUACCCGCACCAUGCUAAGUGAACGGGCAGAGGAUCCAUCAUGGUUUGAAGGCUUAGAACCCAGCGAGAAGACAAAAGAGCAGUCCAUGUCGAAGCGUGUUAAAGAGCGAAUGAGAGGCUACUAUUAUAAAACCAAAAGCGCUUUACAAGCAUCGGAACACUACAUACAGACCAACGGGCGCGGUAAGAAACUAAUUGAUCAGUUCCUACUUGACCUUAGGAAGAUUCUGGAGACUUCCAAAUACAACGAAGCGUAUUUCAAUCGUAAAGCCGAUAAAAAAGAGUGUCUCUGCGACAAAAGUGGGCUUUUCGCUUGCGGCGGGCUCUGGAGUAAAGAUUAUUGCGAUUAUGAGGGUGAACAUAUUAUAAAUCCUUAUAGGAGUCGCGAAGAGCGAAUCAUAUUUCAAACAUGGAAUUUGGAUCAUAAGAUAGAGUUGUCAAGAUCGAUUAUACCAAAAAUUCUCGAAUCAAUCGAGCGAUUCUAUAAUGGUGAAAAUAAAUGUAUAAAUUGCGAGAAUGUCAUUAAGAUUGGCUAUAUAGAUGCAGAUAGGUAUUAUCUGCAAAUAUUUACUAGGGAGAACCUCAAGUUGGUGCACAUUGUUUGUCAUUAUAAGGGCAAACACGAUGCCGACUCCGAUGUAUACACAAUAUGCAAAAACUGCAUUGGUAAUCAAAGCAUUCGAUACACUAAUUAAAAUGCAAAGUUGAUAAUGUUAGAGGCAUAACAUAUUUACAAAUAUAUUUUGUUGCUACCUUCUGUAACUGUGAUAGGCAAAAUAAUUACAUAUUUUCAGAUUAAAUAAGUUUUGACGAUAUAACAAAUGUUAAGUGAUACUAUAUUUUUUAACAUACCAAAGUAACUUAUUAAGAGUACCUCUAUGUGAAUUUGACUGCAAGGAUUAGUUUAAUGACAUUGUCAGUUAAAGUAUAUUUAUUAUUUUCCAAUAAUCAAUUCAAUGAUUCCACCAAAUGAAGUCCAUAAGACAUUAUUUUUAUUAUUAAUAUAAUACGCACAUACUGUAGCACUUCAAUUUGUGAUUAUAGUUUUGUUAUUAAUUUAUUUUUAUGCUUGACCAUGCAUAAAAUAAAUAAGUAGAUAAUAUGGGAUUAGAAAGAUGUUAAUUGAAAUGAAAUGAAAUGAAUUUAUUUUGCUAGAAUGUAGGUAGUUUUCGAUAAAAGAGGUUUACAUUUCCCAUAUACAUUCUGCCUCUAUGUCGGCGUGCAAAAUAUUAAUAAUAUGAAAAAAUUACAUAAUUAUACAUUAUAUUUCCCCUUAUUAGUCAUACUAUUUAACACACACAUAAUUUAUUACAGUAAACAGAAAAGAAAACAAGAGCCAAAGCGUCAAUCACAUCUCCAUUAUAGACUGUCAAGUACAUUUGUUUUUUUUAGUUAAAUAUUCAUUGAUGGUAUAAAAAUUAUUACAUAACAGCCAAUUCCUAAGUUUAUGUUUGAACACUGUAUGAGCUGUUAUUUCUCUAAUGUAAUUUGGUAGAUGAUUGUAAACUUUAAUAGCCAUACAAUAUGCAUUCCUUUUAUGUAAAUCUAAUCUACACUUUGGUACACAUAAUUUGUCAUUUGGUCGAGUUACACGUAUUUUUGAGUCCGAUACUCUUUUGAAAUAGCUAGCAUGUUCCCUUACAAAUAUACAAUUAUUUGACAGAAAGUUGACAGUAACAGUAAUGCAUUGAAGAAAACCAUACACAGUUGAUAUAACUGUGUAUUGAAGUUUUGGACUGAAAAUUAUUUAGUAUCUAUAGAUAGUAUUGAUACUUAGUUUUAAAAUGAUUUUAAGUUUAGUAUUUAUAAUAUAAUAUUCUUUAUAGGAGAUUAUCACAGAACAAAUUAAAAAAAACAAUACAUGUUAAAAAAAUCCUCACUGUCAAGAGCCAAUAUUAAAAUUCCCAUAGUUGUCACAAUUGAAGUGCUGCGGUAUUUUUACGUACAGUAUUUGGUCAGACUAUAGAUCAGGAUUUAUAUUAAAGUUUUUAGUUUGGCUAUAGAUACUUUAUUUUACCAAGGAUUUUUAAUAACAAUAUGUAAACCCAUUCAAUAGGAUAUUGCAAUCGGUAUUAGGUUGAAUUGGUUUAUUGAUGCUGGAGAUUGCUGAAUUGGUGGAAUUUGGAGUUCAACUUUAUGAGUAAAUAAUUAAAUUAAAAUUUUAAUAAAAAAAAAUGUAGAAAAUAUCGUAUGAUUGUAGACUUUUACAGUAGAAAUUAUUUACAAUUUUAAAAUAUUGUUGAUGUUGUAACUGAUUAUUAUUAUUAGACGAGAAUAACUUUUCUAUUCCUUGAAUUGAUCUCCUUCGCCCUUUAAAUUUUAGAUGUAAGUGUAAACCUUCAUAAUUAGUUGUGGGUGCCAAUUAAAUUUUAUCUUUAUAAAUAUUUAUUACAUUUAAAUAAUAAUUUGAUUUUUAUCUAUUAUUAUAUUUUAUGGACAUUUUAUAUCUCUUUUUAAAAUCAAUAAUUAUUGAUUAAAUCGAUAUAAUCGAGAAAAGAAAUAUAUUAAUUAAAAUUGUUACAAUUAUGUGACAAUCAUUAUACUUAAUAUAAUUAUAUAAUGACUAUAAUUACAAUAUGGCAAAAGACAAACAUUUUAAAUGUUUUAAAUAAUUAAUUAUUUACAGAAUAAUUAGAAAAAUAUAUACAUUAAUUUUUGUAUGAAUAUAAGUUAAAUCUUUUAUAUUGGUAUGUGUAUUAACUGUUUAAGACACGUAUUGAAAUGGGGACAUGUUUUGGACUCUAUUAUUUAUUGCAAAUCAUUUUCAAGAGAAUACAGAUAUUCACCUGAAUGGUGAAUCUAUAAUUUAUAUAAAUAGUAAAUAAAUAGUACACUGUUCCAAAAGGGCAUAUAAACCUAUACAAGAUAAAUUCAUACAGCGCUAACAGCUACUGUGUGUGCACUACGCGCUCUACUGAACAGUCAUGACGCAAUGAAAACGAGUCCCGCCGACCGGUUGAUUUGUUGUAGGUUUAUAUGUCAGUCAGAAUUUAACAGUCUACAGACGAGGGACUUUUUGUCCACGAUGGAUAUAAUUAUCCUUUGUAUGAAGUCUAGAUAAGUCUGGAAAUUUAGAUACUAUUUGUUAUAAUAUUAAUUUUAUAUAAAUGAAUUUUUAGUGAUUUUAUUUAGUUUCAAAAAUAUGUCCCAUAUGAACAGCUGAAGGUUCAAAUUGACCACAACGUCAGUAACAUGAAACCUCAAUUGAAUACAGGGUUAUAGGUAGCCAUUAAUCAAAUUUCUUACGGCAAAAUACUAUUACGAUUGUAUCUAAAUUUUAUAAUUAAACUUUAUAUGUUACUAAUAACAGUAUAUAAUGAAUAUAUAACCAACUAAAUGCCACUUAUCAAAAGCAGGUUUUUGUGCAAAGGUGCUUUCUGAUGUUUUGAUGAUGCGGUAUAAAAUAUACUUUACGACCUAUUCUCAUACCUGAUAAAUAUAUAAAAUUGAUAAAAAUCAAUUGAGCUGUUUCAAAGGAAUUCGCCCACAAGUACCGUGACAUGAGACUUUUGUAUGUAAGAUAUUAUAAACAAAUAUGGGAAGUGGUAGAUGUAAAGCAAGAAGUGUAUUAUUAAUUUUUUUAUUUCACUACAUAAGCUUAUUGUCGUAAUAGUAUUUUGCUAAUUUUCCAAAAACUAUCGACUGAUCUGGUAUAAAAUGCCAAGCACUAUCGAAUUUUUAGAACGAACUACGAGAUAGCCUCAAAGUAGUGUGCACUCUCUUCGUUCGAAAUAUGGAGUGAUUUAGAUAGGUAAAUAAUGUAUGAGAAGGGUUGUCUGAAGAUCUUUCUCAUUUUUUACGAGUGAAUAAAAAAUAAUGUGUUUUAAAUUAAAAAUUUAUUAUUAUUUGACAAAAAACAAAGUUACAAACACAAGAUACAAUGGGCCCCACACUAGGUACUAGGUGAACCUGUAUCGUAGCCACCCGACAAAGAUUAACAAAUCACAAUCUGUUAUAAUAAAAAGUACAUAGUGGACGGGUAUUAAUAUAAAAAGUAAUAUAACAUUGAAAUAGUGAAAAAAAGUAAUAAAAUCAAUAAUAUAAAUACACAAGCAAUUUAUAAAACACUAUUCGUUAACUUUUUCUAAAUUAUUAUGGUUAUUAUAAACUGAUGUACAUAUAGUAUCAUAGACAUAGUGGACUCGUUUCCCUCAUCAAAAGAUAAAUUCCACCCACUGGAAGAGUUAGUACUAUCAUAAGUAAUUUUUUAAUUUUUUCACUAGGUAAUUGGUAUUCAUUGGUAAAAUGCCAGUAUCAGUUUUCGUUACUCGAGAAUCGUGAUAUGUAUUCUAUAUGAUAAAUUAUUAGACAAUUAAGAUAGAAUAAUUAAAAUCAAUAGAGCUUUAAAAACGGAAAAGAUCUUCAGAAUUGUGUUGGAUAGAUUUUGUAUCUUACGUUUAAUAAAAAAAUGGUAUAUACAUAAUCAAUUUGCCAAUAUCGUUUAAGUAAUCUAAUUGUACUGUCUUUAUUCUGUUGUUACUAUAGGAUCCUGUUUCACAGUCGUUAGAUAAGAUUAAUAGAUACCUAAGUCAAUGUGUUCCGAAUAUCGGCAUUAUCGCUUAUCGCGCGGUUGUGAGACACGACCUAACUAUCUCGUAAGGUUAACAUAAUAUCAGAAAUCCUAUUUUGUGACAAUUAUAUCUACUUGUUUAGAUAGUUUUAAUCGAGAUCGAUAGCAAUAGUAAAAUAUAAGUAGAUCUUAUAGAUAUGUCGUUUCACGUGUGGACUAAACCUCUAAUUAUUGCUUAGAGGUGUCAAAUAUGAAGUUGUAUUUUGAAAGCUAUCGAUGCACCCUUAUGAUCAUAAUUCAUAAUAUCUCUUAUAAUAUCCUAGUAAUAUGACGCCAAAAUAUAUAAAAAAACUAUUAACACCACAUAGUGGGAUUAGACUAUAAAAUAUAAGCUAAAUGUAUUAAUUUAUAGGUAAUAACUAUUGGGCUCAAUUCUGAGACGCCAUUCCCUAAACUUGUCUCUAACAUUAAAAUUUUAAUUUAAUAUGACAGAAGAAUCUUUUCUUGUUUUUUUUUUUUUUAUUUAUAUUAGUCAAAAUUGUUUUAAAUUUAUUUUAUAACGGUCCAAAAACAGUAAGUAAUUUCGCGAAACUAUUAAAAUAGUUUUAGAGAAUGGCACCUCAGAAUCGACCCCGUUUUUGCACUCUUAAUAUCAUUUGUAAUAGGUAUUUAGGAAGUAUACAAUUAGUGUAAUCCUUAAUUUGAGCUCACUUUUAGUUUACCUUAUAGGUGGUAAAUAUAUAUGCAUGGUAGGUAGUAUAUUAGCAAAUAUAAUAAUAGAGCACACGUAUAUUCACAAUAUAGAUAUAGUUUUGUACCCAUGUACCUAAGGUAUUAAUGAUGUAAGCAUCAGAUAUUUCAACGGUUGCCCUCUGAACUAUUUUUUUUUUUAUUCGUCCACAUGUGAACGUCAUACCGUAAUUAAGUGUAAUGCAAUAGUGUUGUAGAUGCUUCCAAGAAAGCUUUAUAGUUGUUCGCUCGUAGCAAUGUAGCAUGUUUGAGUAGUUAUCGUAUAGAGAUAUACCUUAUAUACUGUAUUACCAAACCUUCUCCUUAUAGUAUGACAGUGAUUGUACUGGUAUGGGAAAUAAGGUUUUAGUGUAACAAUAGGCUUUGAUUAUACACUGGUUUAUGUAUAGGAGUUUCAAAGAGGCAUCUCUGAUCACAUAUAUUUAAAAUAUGUAUUUAAAGUAUGUAUUUAAAAACUAAACAAAGUAGACAUAUUCAUGUUAGUGAUAUCCCUAGUUGAAAAGUUCUUUGUCUAGAGGCAUCAGAAUCUCAACACCGCUAUUUACAAAAUACUUCACUGAUAUGAUGAGGAAAAAUGAAAAAAGCAGUGGUUCCUCACAAUAAUAAAAAUGUGUGUAUAGGAGUCAACGAAUAUCGCAUUUUAUUCAGAGAAAAGAAACAUUUUUAACGAAUAUUAGUGAGGGCCUCCCAAAAGCUGUAUUUGUAAAUAGCUGGAUUGUGGUCCUGAUGCGUUUGAUUGCUAUUGCUAUAUACUAUGUAAAGAUCAUGUUAAAAAUUGUAUUAAGAUUUAAACAUUUCCAAAGGAAGCCAGUGAUGUAAUAUUUUGUUGAAUAAAUGAAAUAUGCAUUAAAA